AUGGCUCCUCUUAGUAGCUGGGUGUUAUUUAUCUGCUUCGCCUUAUCCUUUUGCUUCGGCUCCAUAGUCCCAAUCCUCAAUGUCACUUCUGCAACUUCCUCCUUUACACUCCCUCAAGCUCUCCACCCCUUCCUCAAUGGCUCCUCUUCUCUCUCCAAAACUGCGCCACCGUCGCCGUCGAAGACCGUCGCCGUCGAAGUGGUUCGAUUGGCGCCUCACCCCAAGUACAAGAGGCGUGUCAGGAAGAAGAAGAAGUACCAGGCUCAUGACCCUGAGAAUCAGUUCAAGGUAGGGGACCUCGUUCAGCUUGAGAAAAGCAGACCUCUUAGUAAGACCAAGACUUUCGUUGCUGUCGCCGUUCCACCCAGGGGUUCCAAGAAGGAUGAAGCUUCCGGGGAGAUUGGAAUUCCAUUGGAAUCGCAGCAGGAGCAGCAGCCAGUCGCUUAGGGUGAUGUGUCAAUUUUCUGUUUAAUUUGUUGAUUGUGCUUUACCUUCGUUGAAAUUGUUUCGGAUUUAGAGUUCUCAUGAUGUGUCCUUGAUGGAUAUGUAUGGCAUACAUUUAUUUGAGCUUGUUCAAUAUUCAAUAUUUUGAAUCAUAACGCUUCUGAACUUCUUUAGUAAGGGUUUUAAGUAGAGCUCAAUAAAUACACUUUUGAAAG
Molecule: messenger RNA, 659 nt
Organism: Neltuma alba
Lineage: Eukaryota; Viridiplantae; Streptophyta; Magnoliopsida; Fabales; Fabaceae
Product: 30S ribosomal protein S17, chloroplastic
Exons: 2
Coding region: 1-447 (148 amino acids)
Biological process (GO): translation
Cellular component (GO): ribosome
Molecular function (GO): structural constituent of ribosome
Source: RefSeq, a predicted model, not a curated record